This is a messenger RNA of Hibiscus syriacus, 2394 nucleotides long. Its product is annotated as lipase 1-like. The record is from RefSeq and is a predicted model, not a curated record. NCBI's taxonomy places the organism in Eukaryota, Viridiplantae, Streptophyta, Magnoliopsida, Malvales, Malvaceae. Gene Ontology annotation, biological process: lipid metabolic process. The transcript is spliced from 9 exons. The coding region runs from base 145 to 2229 and encodes 694 amino acids.
UCUUGAUUUCCACCCCACCUCCCCCUCUUUCUGCGUCUCCGUUUCGCCCAAAAUUGUAUUGAAUUUCGGUUUUGUUUUUACGAUUUUUUUAGUCGUGGAAAUCGAGAGAUCGAAAACCGGAAAAGCAAAAAUUAGAGAAUUAUAAUGCGGAGACUCGUUGACGUGGCCCUCGCAAUUUCAAAAGAGUUGAUGAAGACUUUUAUGUAUGAGUUUUUGAACAACACUGUUCGGUUGAUAAAUGGAGUGUCCUCACUUUUUUUGGCCAUUGUACUUGGAAAGGCAAAUAUUCUUGAAGGCGUUCAAGGAUGGGAGCUUAGGCCAACUUUCCAUGGACCUCGGUUUCCACACUGGAUGGAAAAUGGUGUUUCGUCUUUCAACCAGUUAAUCCAUGAGCUUUCUGUGGACUCUGAUACUUCAAGUAUAGAUUAUUCCUCUGAAGAAAAUGAUCUUGAUGAAACAAACCCUGCGUCACCAUCAUCUUAUGGGUCAAGAACCUCGCGAACAAGUUUUGCUAUCAAUCAUUCUUGUCAUUGGACAGACUGGAUGGCAUACAUAUUUUCGUUGAUUCUUUUACCUGUCAGGAUUUUUCUGUGGAUGCCAUUUCUUCUUUUUCGUUUGUUAAAUAUUUGGGGAUCAAGGGCUUCUUCGGAUUCAGAAAGCCCGCGUGCUAGAAAUUUUCACUCCUUUAUGAAAGCGCACAACUCCAAGGACCAUGUUGUCAAACGUAGCAUUGACAGGAGGCGUGGAGUUGUUGAGGACCUUCAUCUAUCAAUUGAGAUUUUUAUAGAAGCUAUAUUUGAUAUGAUUCACAAGACUGCACAUUUUGUGCUCUCCCCAUCCUUGGCUUUCAGAAUCUUUGUGAAAUGGUUCACAUCUGCAAGCUCUGAUGUUAAGGAUGUUGAUGAAGAUGUCUUGAAUGCUUCAGUUCCCCCUAAUACUGUUGGGGAUAAGGAUCCGGCCCCUACAGAAAGGAAUCCCACUCUCCACCAUGCUCUUAACACGGAUGCUCGAACUUGUAAGGAUAUCAUAACAGAGCUUGGGUACCCUUAUGAAGCUAUUCAUGUUAUCACUGCCGAUGGUUAUAUUCUUCUUUUAGAAAGAAUACCAAGACGUGAUGCACGGAAGGCUGUCUAUCUACAGCAUGGUAUUUUUGAUUCAUCUGUGGGUUGGGUUUCUGAGGGCAUUGUUGGUUCUCCAGCAUUUGCAGCAUAUGAUCAAGGCUACGACGUCUUCCUUGGGAAUUUGCGUGGUCUGGUCUCUAGGGAGCACGUGGAUAAAAAAAUCUCCUCGAGGAAAUAUUGGUGGUACACCGUAAAUGAGCAUGGUACAAAAGAUAUUCCGGCCAUGAUAGAGAAGAUUCAUGAAAUUAAAACUGCUGAAUUAAAGAUUAUUCAACCUGAUGAAGAAACAAAUGAUGAACAGCCGUACAAACUUGGUGCAAUGGCUCAUAGUCUGGGUGGAGCUGUCAUGCUGAUGUAUCUCGUUAUGCGCCUGAUUGAACGAAAGCCUCACAAGCUCUCAAGAAUGAUUUUACUUUCACCAGCAGGCUUCCACCAGGAGACAAUUUUUAUUCUUACGGUGGCGCAUUAUUUCCUUGUUCCUUUGGGUCGGAUCAUUGCAUAUUUUGUGCCAGCCUUGUAUAUACCGACCUGGUUCUUCCGCAUGUUGUUCAACAAGUUGGCGAGGGACUUCCAUAACUACCCUGCCCUUGGGGGACUGAUUCAAACCGUAUUGAGUUAUAUGCUUGGCGGAGAUAGCUCAGACUGGGUUGGGGUGAUGGGCUUACCUCAUUACAAUAUGGAUGACAUGCCGGGGCUCUCGUUAGGUGUGGUUCACCACCUUGCACAAAUGAAAUGGAAGGGGAAAUUUGUAAUGUAUGAUUAUGGGAGUACAUCAGCCAAUAUGAAGGUGUAUGGAUCUUCGGAACCAAUAGACUUGGGUGGAAAUUAUUCGCUUAUUGAUAUUCCCAUCGAUUUGAUUGCCGGUCGGAAUGAUAAGAUAAUUAGUGCAGCAAUGGUUAGAAGGCACUAUAAGUCGAUGAGGGAUGCAGGUGUAGAUGUAUCGUACAAGGAACUUGAGUACGGGCACUUGGACUUCACAAAGUCGAACCGAGAGGACAUCUUAGCAUACGUGAUGUCUCGCCUGAUGCUUGAAGAGCCUGCUCUGAAGCACCAGUCUAGUCCGAAAAAGGCCCUGAAAUUGAAGAAGAAAGGACAGGCUAGCUCCUAAACUCAAAUUCAUUACAAAGCCGUUUCCCUUUUGAAUUUGGCAUGAGUCAUGUUGUAUUGAAUGUCAUAGAUGCAUGUUGUUGUAUGUUGGUGACUAGAUUAGUAUGUCCUUAAAAAACCCAAAAAUAUUUUUUUUUAUAUUUAUUGUGAAAAAAAUCUUAAGCCA